Messenger RNA from Podarcis lilfordi (Lilford's wall lizard), 6641 nucleotides. Lineage: Eukaryota; Metazoa; Chordata; Lepidosauria; Squamata; Lacertidae. The record is from the annotation of a GenBank genome assembly.
AUGGGUGCUCUUGAGAAGCCACAUAAUCUGCAGUAUAGAAAAAGAGAAAGAGAAAAAGAAAAAGAAAAAGAAAAAGAAAGAGAGAUGAUUUGUCAGGGAAAGCAACUUGCAAGCAAGUAAAUAUCCAGGGGUAAAUUGUGCAUAAAAAUGCACAUAAUAGUAAAUGUAGUUCAUGUUGUUUGUUGGCAUCCAUCUAUCUCAAGAGACAAAGGCGUACAUAAGCAGCCCUGAGGGUUCAAGCCUGGGCAGUGUAUAUGGCGGUCCUGGGCUGCCCAGAUGACAAGACCCCCCUUUUUGCCCAACCAGUGUGGUCCAAAGGAAAGCAGAGCAAUAUGUUUACAGAAAUAUGGUUGAAGGAAUUGCUGGAAAGAGAUGUACAAGGCACCAUCCAGCCAUCUUAGGGACUCACCUCUGGAUUUGUUUAGGGUUUACUCCUUAGCCGUUUCUUCUCCCAAAGAUGCCCUCAAGGCGGUGGUGGUUUAGGGUCAGAGUUUUUCUUCUACUAGAUGAGUUGCCUUCCCAGGUUGAUGAGCCCCAUCUGCCUUUCAUUUCCCUCUAAAGCAUGUGCAGAUACCGCCUUAAUGAUCACUGGAUCCACUAUUGGUCUCAUCCACUCAUUCUGUUGGAGCCUGAUGAAAAUGCAUCAUUUUAGGAGAAAUCGCUUUGUAAAAUUGCAUGCAAAUAAGUAUAUAAGUAGAAGAAAUUCCCACUAAAAUGCUGCCGGAUUUUCAUGAGGAGCACGUUGCAGCUGCGGCAGGCCCCUCUGUGCCUUUUAGAGGGUGUGAUUGGCCCUGUCGGGCCUCCUCCUGCCGUGUGACAUCACACACAUGUCAUUCAUGACACUCAUGUGGCGGGCACCCAGCGUGUCUGCCCCCAACCCCAACCCCCCAAUUACAGCCACCCUAUGUCAGGGUGCUGUUGACAGUUCCUGCCCAGGAAAACAGAGAUGCAGAGAAAGAGCAUUUCAGGAAGACACAAGAUUUGCCCACCCGGGAAGAAUGGCAGAUGAAGUUGAUGGACUACAUGGAACUGGCGGAAAUGACUGGCAGAAUCCGAGACCAGGGAGAGGAGUUGGUGGAAGAAGACUGGAAAAAGUUUAAAGACUAUCUACAGAAAUAUUGUAAAAUUAAUGAAUGUUAGAAAAAUGUUGAAAUGAAGUUAUAUGUCUUUAGUAGAAAUAUUAUAAGGAAUUAAGUACAGAAAGGUUAAUAGAGUAUUAAAGGGGAAAAAAUAAGGUUAGAAUGAGUUAAGAUAAUUAUAGGAUAGAAAACAGAGGAAGAUGGAAAGGAAUUGCUGAAAUAAUUAACAGAAGUGGAAUACAAAAAGGGAGGUGUGAGGAGGUCGUGGAAAUAAGUGAAUGAAAGAUGGGAUAAUGAAAUUGGUUGAUUUAUUUUAUUGUCUUAGUCUUGUUUUGUUAAUUUGAUGUGUUGUAUUGUAUUGUUUUUCUUUUCUUUUUUCUUCUUUUUUUAGUGUUUUUGGAAAAAUAAUAAAUAUUAUUUAAAAAAAAGAAGAGAAAGAGCAUUUCUGUUCUUUUAUUUUUCCACACAAGAAGACACAGGGGGAAACACCCUUACGCCCAAGCCAACGUUGCUUGGAGUGUUGUUCCACCACCACUUCCUAGCGACCAGACUCCUCCUGCUGCCUACGGUGGCUGCUAAGGGCCAACCUCCUCUGGGCUUUCUGUUCUGAGACACACAGAGCAAGUCUAGUUCUGGGAGAAGGGGGGCUCAGACAAACUUUCCAGAGACAGUGUUUCACUUGGCUGCUGCACAGAUUCGAACACAUAUGACUCCUGCCUCUGUUCACUGCUACCUUGCUCCUGUUCUUCCUCACCCAUUAUUUCCCAACUCCUUUCCUCUUCUUCUGGGGUGUGACCUGUUUCAAACCACCAGUCCAAUACUUCAUUCUCUUCCACACCCAUUCCCCUGGAAUGCUCUUGGACUGGCGGUCUCCACAGUUCCUCCUCAUGCAAACAGAACAUUCAACAGACUGAACAGCCAAAUGGUCUUAAACACAAAUCCCACCCUGUCUCUCACUAGUAGCCUGCUCACACACCCUGUCUCACAAAAAUGAAUAUUAAAUUGAAGUUGCAGGUGAUGUGCAAUAGGAAAUGAGUCCUGAGAAGCCCUUGGUCUCUCCAGGUCAGCAACCUGGUCAGCAAAGGAACAAACCCAAUUCCCAAGAGCCAGGAUUUCCUUGUACCAAGCAGACAUCUACAACACGGUGCUGCCUCUCUCAGCUUCACCAGGAAUCAGCUUCCCUGAGGGCCAGGAGCUCCUUGUACCAAGGACACGCCCCCCCCCCCAGCUGCAGUCCGGCAGCCAGAGAGUCAUAUGUGGCACUUUCUGCAGGAGCUAUGAAGCCUAAAGAGGGAACGCUGGAGGAACAUCCAAGGCUUGCUUAGUGUUCUGUAACAUUUUGAUUGAUCUUGAUGGAGUGUGGGAUUGGAGGUUCAUUUUAUGGAACAUCAAAAGCUUCCCUUGCAUUUCUCACUACACUGUUUUUUGAGGAUUGUAUAACUACCCACUCCUUUCAUUAAAAAAAGGUAAAGGACCCCUGACAGUUAAGUCCAGUUGCAAACGAUUCUGGGGUUGUGGCACUCAUCUCACUUUACUGGCCGAGGGAGCCGACGUUUGUCUGCAGACAGUUUUUCUGGGUCAUAUGGCCAGCAUGACUAAGCCGCUUCUGGUUUAACCAGAGCAACGCAUGGAAACACCGUUUACCUUCCCCCCAGAGCGGUACCUAUUUAUCUACUUGCACUUUGACGAGCUUUUGAACUGCUAGGUUGACAGGAGCAGGGACCGAGCAAUGGGAGCUCACCCUGUCACAGGGAUUCGAACCGAUGACCUUCCAAUUGGCAAGUCCAAGGCUCAGUGGUUUAGACUACAGAGCCACCCGCAUCCUUUCAGUACCUUUCCCCAAAAGAACAUGUUUGACCAGUAGUUAUUGCAACCUUCAGGGUUUCACUGCUUCCUUCAAGGCAACAGGGACCAGCCUUCUUCUCACUCACCUCCUGGACCCAGUUGUCCAAUCCCCUUUUGCAAGCCCAGUAGCCAAGGAAGAUAAAUAUCAAACAUCCAAGAGGGUUGGGAAGAGAGUGGGCUGAGGUAUGUGCAUGUCCUUCUCCUCCCUCCCCAUCAACAAGAACAAGGUUCAGCUGUAGAGGCAGACGGGAGAUCCGUGCAGCACUGAGAGCAACUGACUUGAAGGAGAAAGGGAGGAGGAAUCUCUGGCAUAGCAGAUCCAAAAAUUCACCUUGGAAGAAGAGGAGACUACAAGGUAAGAUGGAAAGUGAAGGGAACCCCAUGAAUACAGGACAGAAUUGCGGAAGGUCUGGAACUAAAGAGAGGCAAACAAACCCAAGCCUUUCUAUGUGGGGUUACCUUGUGACGAGAAGAGCCUUGAACUUCCUCUGGGAGGAAUAGAGGACCCUUUGUGACCUCCCAGUGAAUGAGAAGAGCUUCACAAUCUCUGAGGGUAGUUUAGCCCAAAGAUCUUACACUGAAGGGGAGCCAGAAGGACUGAAAAGAAUAAUGUGCUGCCCCAAAAUCCCUCCUAUCUCUCCCCCCUCCCAACACAGAUAGCAAUAGCACGUUAGCAUUGGGGAAGCAUUGAAGAAAAAACUAAUCAAGCAGGAUAAAUCCUGCUUGGGCUGGGCUAUUCUUGUGUUAGGAACAGACCAAGGAAGGUACCAGCAAGAAACUCCCAGUGUGAAGGGGUCCUCAGCUUCUCCAGAUCAGCCACUUUGGACUCAGGGGAGCAAACACAUUCCCUGAGAGCCAGGAGCUCAUUUCAACAAGGACAUCCCCAGGUUUCAGGGGACCCUGCCUGCUUCUCGGUGGCCUCAACCUGUGGGGUGUCCUCUUUGUCCUCUGAGGACUCUGUAUCUGGUAUCAUUUUGGGGCUGGGAAGAGAGUUGAAGAAGCUUUAGUAGGUUAGCAUCAUGGAAGCUGAGAGUCCCAGGAAUGGUCCUUAAAUCUGUUCUUCCUCUCCAGGCAGCAUGAAGACCUCUGGGGCUGCCCUCAUCUUCCUCCUUCUUGUGGCUAUUCCAUGUGAGUCCAAUCCUUUCCUCUCCCCUGGUAGUUGUCUUACCAGAGUUGGGACUCCCACUGAAGGGUGUCAUGCCACUCCCUGGGCCCUGGUGGACUUAGGGUGCUCCCGUCUGACUCAGACCCACCCCUGCUCCAUUCCCAUGGGUCCUGCCCCUGGGUCCCACUGAAGGAUUGGCACUGAAAACUUUUAAGGCGAGAUGGGAAACCACUUUCAGAUGGGGGGGGGUCUUCCCUUGUUGGCCACCUUCCUGGGGCCGCAUGUCCAGUGGCACCAAAUGUAGCCACCCGCAAAAGUGAGGCAGAGCAACUGAUAUAACCCAUGAAUUCCAAGCAGGAGGGAAAGGAAGAGGUGUUGUGGUUUUAGCCCGGCCCUCAAUUCUCUCUCCCAUUCCACAGCAAGGGUGCUUUCCAGCCAGGCACAACCACUCAAAGGAGGGGCAGAGGAGGACUAAGGAGAGGCAAGGCCCAUGGAGGGUGCUCUGCAUUCCGACCCACAACUUGAGGCUCCCCUCCCCUGUUUUUCAGCAUAGGAUCAUAGAAGUGGAUGGGACCUCAGGUGCCAUCUUCUCCAACCCCUUCAGUGCAGAAAUAGCAGCUCAAGAAUCCCUGACAGGUGACCUGAGCUCAAAAGCCUCCAGCAAAGCAGACUCCUACACCUUCCAAGGAAGUCUGCUCCACUGCAGUGGCAGACACUGGAGUCUCAGAUUUCAGCAGCACCCUGCGCAACGCCAAAAUUCUGUGCCCCCUUGCCUCUCAUGCUCCAUUGUAAAUCAUAAUUGUGGCGUUCUCAGCAGUGCCCACUGAGACCAUGCUCCCCUACAUCCACCUCUGUCCACUGUCAGUGAGGAAGCACUGCAAAACCAGUGGGAGUCUAUAAACUGUAAAAUGUAUUAUUAUUAUUUUUUAAGGGCCAGGGGAAGUCUGGGGGGAGGGAGAUAAAGAGGCUUGGCGGGGGGAGUGGAGUCAGCAUUUCAACCAAAGGCUUGAGGCUCCCCUUUCCAGCUUGUUCAACUUAAAGUCCUCCCUGCAGAGGCAAGGGGGAGGGAGUGUCCAGUGAUGCUUCAAGUUGACCAAUGCAACUCACCUCCCCGAGCAAGAGCUAUUAAGUAUCCAACAAAAGCAGUCAAUAAAUAACAGUGCCUGCCUUCUCCUGCUUUCAACAGCUGUGGUAUCCAAAAUUUCCUGCUGUGCCACAUAUGCCAAGAAACCAUUCCCAAAGCACCAGAUAAAGGACUAUUCGUACCUCACCUAUCCAUGCAAGAGGGAUGCUAUAGUGUAAGUUUCUGGUGCUGGGUCAAAGCUGAGAGAACACUUGGUUAAGGAUGCUUCAACACUGUGGGUGAAGAGAGCUGAUGGGACGCUUAAGGCUUUGGAGGCCAGUUCUGAGGUUGGGGGAAGGGAUGCAGAAGAGAGACAGAAAAUCAGAAAGAUAGGGAGAAAUUCUCACCUUGGAGCAGGAAGUGACUCCACUUUGAAAAACAUUCAGGAGUUUUAGUAAAGGUAAGAGGUAACAUGAUGGAAGUUCAAAAAAUUAUGACUGGCAUGGUGAAAGUGGAAAGAAUAAAUGCUUUCCUUCCUCUUUCAUAACACUAGAAAUUGUGCACAUUCCCUGAAAUUGAAUGUUGGGAGACUCAGGGCAGAUCAAAUAAAGGACUUCUUAGUAUAGCAGAAAGUCUAAAUAUGAAACUCAUUCCCCCAGGUGGCAGUGAAGGCCACCAGCUUGGAUGGCUUUAAAAGUGGAUUAGACAAAUUCAUGGAGCAAUAUCGAUGGCUGGCAGCCAUGAAGGCUAUGGGCUGCCCCUACAGUCGGAGGCAGCAAUGCCUCUGAAUACCAGUUGCUGGAAAUCACAGGAGGGGAGAGGGGGCUGCUGCUCACAUUCUCCUUGCUGGUUUCUCACGGGGAUCUGGUUGGCCACUGUGAGAGCAGGAAGCUGGACUAGAUGGGGCAUUGGCCUGAUCCAGCAAGUCUCUUCUGAUGUUCUUGUGUUCCCAUGGGAUCUGCUACGAUGCCCAACUAGGGAUGGAUGAAACUCUCCAUUUCACAUUUGCCUGGUUUUGCAGUUAUGUUCAGUUUGCCCAAUUUAAAUGAAGGUCUUCUAAUCUACGUGCAUUUCUGCAAGCUGCUUCCCCACAACAGGAAGUAUUUUUGCACCUGAUUUUUCCCAAUGAGUACAUCCCUGCAUGCUCCAAUUUGCUGAAAAACUGAAUGGCAAAAUUCAGAGAAACAUGAAAUUUUGGAGGCAAGCCACAUCUUGCAUUGGAUUUGGAAGUGUGAAUUUGAUAGGUACACAUUAAGUUGGGGAGCAAAUUAAUUUCUCUCCCUCCCCCCUCCCCCGCCACCACCCUUUACACCUCCCUACAAUGGCAGGACGUUUGAAAAAUGAAAGCUCGGAGUCUUGGCACCAAAUGCAAUGGCACCAUUCAAAAUCUGGUCCUCUCUGUAGCACAUUGUAAAUGCCUGCUUUCCCCCCUGACAGAUUCAAAUUCAAGAAUGGUAAGUUCGGCUGUGCUAAUCCAGACGAUGAAUGGGUGCAUGAUCUUGUGGCACAUGUGGAUAAGUUGUAUGAACGUCCUUCUCCUGGCAACUAG